Molecule: messenger RNA, 873 nt
Organism: Eruca vesicaria subsp. sativa (arugula)
Lineage: Eukaryota; Viridiplantae; Streptophyta; Magnoliopsida; Brassicales; Brassicaceae
Source: the annotation of a GenBank genome assembly
AUGCCAUGCUUGAUGUUUGCUGUCUUCAUGGUCUUCCCGUGGAAGCAGAUAAGCUAUUCGAUAAUGCCAAGUGCUUUUGGGGUUCAUGCAGAUGCAUCAACGUAUAAGCUUCUUCUAUAUAAGGUGUAUGCUAAAGCAGAUAUGAAGGAGCAUGUGCAGAUGCUUAUGAGAAAAUCUCUUGUUUAUGAUUUCUCUCAGCAAGAAGAGAAGCUCAAAUCCAGUUGCAAAGCCACAACAAGCGGCAAAUUGACCGAGGCUCUCCGUCUCUUCCUCUCUAUCCUCCACACCAUCCCUCUAGUGGUGGUCGAGUCAAGAAGUGAAGUGGACGAGGUUAAGGAGCUCGUCAUCAUCGUUAAAGAAUAUGUCCUCGGUCUUAAAAUGGAGCUUAAGAGAAGAGAGACGAAAGAUGACCCAGUGAGGCAGCAGGAGCUCGCUGCUUACUUCACUCACUGCAACCUCCAGCUACCUCACUUACGUCUCGCCCUGUUUAGUGCGAUGGGAGACUGCUACAAGGCCAAGAACCUUGCCACUGCCUAUAACUUCGCCAAAAGAUUGUUGGAAACAAACCCAGUGGAGAGCCAAGCCAAGACGGCUAGACAAAUUGUUCAAGCCGCUGAACGCAAUAUGACUGAUGCAACAGAGCUCAACUACGACUUCGGAAACCCGUUUGUGAUCUGCGGGUCAACCUAUACCUAUGUACCCAUCUACAGAGGUCAGAAAGAUGUUUCAUGUCCUUACUGCACCGCCAGGUUUGUACCAAGCCAGGAAGGAAACAUAUGUUCGGUCUGUGAGCUUGCAGUCAUUGGCGCAGACGCAUCUGGUUUGGUAUGCUCUCCCUCUCAGGUCCGGUUAUCAAAAUCGGGGAUUGUCUAG